Molecule: messenger RNA, 210 nt
Organism: Botrytis fragariae
Lineage: Eukaryota; Fungi; Ascomycota; Leotiomycetes; Helotiales; Sclerotiniaceae
Exons: 2
Coding region: 1-210 (69 amino acids)
Source: RefSeq, a predicted model, not a curated record
AUGAUUGUAUCGUUUGGAAACAACCUUUUGGUACCAUAUACCACUUUGGAAAAUGUGGAGAUAACCAAAGAGGAUUCACGGGAGCGAAAGCAACAUUCAGGCUGGUUCCUGUCAGCCUCCAAGGAUCCGAGGAUCAGUGGUCCACCAUGUGGAAGAUCAUGGCAAUUCUUGUCAAUUCUUGUCACUGUAAUCAAAGGCUGUAAAGCUUAA